Messenger RNA from Cyanidioschyzon merolae strain 10D, 4026 nucleotides. RefSeq lists its product as hypothetical. Bases 1 to 4026 code for a protein of 1341 amino acids. NCBI's taxonomy places the organism in Eukaryota, Rhodophyta, Bangiophyceae, Cyanidiales, Cyanidiaceae. The record is from RefSeq and is a predicted model, not a curated record. The transcript has a single exon.
AUGGCGGCUUUUCAAAAAGCUGCGCUCCGUCACUUUUUGUUCACGUUUUUUAUUCUCCUUUUGCUAGGUGGCAGCUUACCGCUCAACUGGAAGUUAUGGGGUAAGCACACAGGGAGAGCUGAGCGGGGGUCAUUGUUGGUGCUCGCAGAGCCACACCAGGCUGAGGGGGAGACGGAGUUUCCCCAAGUUCCGGACGUUGUGAGACCGUUACCCUCGGUGUCAGUGGCGCCGACACCGACACCGACACCGACACCGACGCCGACUCCAACGCCUUCACCUACACCUACACCUACACCUACGCCGUUGCUGACACCGACACCGACGCCGACGCCGACGCCGACGCCGACUCCAACGCCUUCACCUACACCUACACCUACAUCAUUGCUGACACCGACACCGACGCCGACGCCGUUGCUGACACCGACACCGACACCGACGCCGACGCCGACUCCAACGCCUUCACCUACACCUACACCUACACCUACGCCGUUGCUGACACCGACGCCGACGCCGACGCCGACUCCAACGCCUUCACCUACACCUACACCUACAUCAUUGCUGACACCGACACCGACGCCGACGCCGUUGCUGACACCGACACCGACACCGACGCCGUUGCUGACACCGACACCGACACCGACGCCGACGCCGACUCCAACGCCUACACCUACACCUACACCUACACCUACACCUACACUUACGCCGUUGCUGACACCGACACCGACACCGACGCCGACGCCGACUCCAACGCCUUCACCUACACCUACAUCAUUGCUGACACCGACAUCGACACAUGCCUCUGCGUCUGCGGGGACACCAACUGUGGUGCCAACGCCGUCGUCGACAACAACGAUUCCAGGGAGCACACUACCAACUCACGCCGUAUCACCCUCGAGCAUUGGAAGCCCUUCACCGAGUUCUGGUGCCGCGGAAACCUUGACACCAAUGCCGUCAUCGACAAGCACUGGAUUUAGCUCAGUAGUGCCUUCGCCAUCGAUAUCGACUGUGCUGACUGGGACGUUGAGCCCCUCUCGUUCAGCCUCGGCUGGAAGCAGCGCAACGUUCCACGCAUCACCGAGCAUUACAUUGCAUCCAUCAUCAAGCAUAAGCUCGCCGGUUACCGCGGCACCGUCUCCGAGUUCGGAACCACUGACACCUUCACCAAGUGCGUCGCAUUUGCCAACGAGCUCGCCGAGUACCUCGGUAUCACCGAGCCCUUCACCAAGUGCGUCGCAUUUGCCAACGAGCUCGCCGAGUACCUCGGUAUCACCGAGCCCUUCACCAAGUGCGUCGCAUUUGCCAACGAGCUCACCGAGUACAUCGGUAUCACCGAGCCCUUCACCAAGUGCGUCGCAUUUGCCAACGAGCUCACCGAGUACCUCGGUAUCACCGAGCACGUCCCCGAGCGUGUCGGCAACCUUUACUCCGACAUCAGCACCGACGCCACCACCGACACCCGCUAUUACAACAGUAUCUCAGGGCACGUACCUUUCUGUCACCUCCGCAGAGGUUUGUCAGUCUGCAGCGUCAGCGAUCGCCGCUGCAGUUGCAUCUGCUCUCGGCGUGCCGGCAUCCAAUGUUACCGUCUCGAACAACUGUGCUGCUGCUCCGACCUCAACGAGUUCCUCACGUUUGGGACUGUUGGCUCCUCUGAGAUGGUUCUCGGAAUUCAUGGGGGAUCGAGAUUCUACCAAGAUGCGCGUUACCACAUCGACUACAGUCGCAGUGAAUAUUCAAUUCACCGUCUUUGUGGUCGUGGCAGUUUCAGAGGCCAGCACUGUGCAGGUGAAACUCGCGAGCUUACUCUCUGUCACGAGUAUCACUACACUUAAUCUGCCGAGCGGCGCGGGAAAGCCAGUACCUCCGCCAACACCAACCCCCAACCUCACAGCGCUCCCGAAUGGUAGUCCGCUUCCGACCAACAAGAUAGUCUUGCCAGACAAUCCGACCAUUCGGAUCGCGGUCGGCGUGAGUGCGAGUUGCUCGGAAGUUAUAUCCACAGCACAGCGCGUCUACUACUAUGCCUUUUUGGAUGUCGAGUCUUUCACGGAGACAGAUGUUGUGGUGAAUCUGGCGAGCUCUGGCUCCGGCACAAGUCGGCGUUCCGCACAACCUCUGCUCAUGGUGCAGGAUGAUGGCAGCCAAAGUCUGCUUUAUAGCCAGCCACGCAAGGGCAGUUUGCAUUUGUCUAUCGAGACAGAGUGCUCUAUCUACGUUGCCUGCUCGAUCGUUCCCGAGUAUGCACCGGCAAACUGGCAAGAACGGAUGUACCAGGCUUACGUGUAUCUGCAGAGUUUGUAUGUCAGCGCUAGCGAGACGACGACAGUAAUCUCGCCGUCGCUCACCGUGAGCACCGUCGAAUACGAGCAAGUAACGUCCGUUGUCCUGGAACAGAGCACCAGCAUCAUUUAUGUCCCAGUACAGAUCUAUCCGCGGCGAGUCUUCAUUGAGACAGCGUUUUACUGUCGAUCUGCAUUCUUUGGUACGCAGGUUCUGAGCUGCAAUGAUGUCAAAGUGGCGAUCCUGAACUCGUGCAACGAUAUUGGCAUACCGAGCGAAAUCGUAACGAUCCAUUCGUGUGAGCAAAUCGAUACCUGGAAUGCAGUCGUCCACAUCCGCUUGGAGACGUUUUCCACGUACACGAUCCAGUACACGUAUGCAAUUCGUGACAACUUCGUGAAUAACUACUUUUGGCAACGUGUUCAGCUGUAUCAGUCCAAGUGUGGCGGUGGCGAACUCUAUACCGAUAUCGUUCAGUACUCGCAGCUGGUAACCUCGACCGCUGAAUACGUAUCUGCGGUUGCUCCGGCUCCCGUGAAAUGGGUCGAGGUGGUCGUCAAACGGCCUCCUGUCUGCAUUGUUUGGUAUGAAUGGCAGAUUGACGUCGAGGUCGUCGAGCAGAUCAACGUUUGGACGUGUGACCAGAUUUCGUAUAUCGUGCAGAACACAUUAGCAAGCUCGUGUGGUCUGGUGCCCACUGCGGUCGAGAUCACCAACUGCGAAUGUCUCUCGACUUCCACAGGCGGCAGCGCUCCUUCUAGUUGCAAUGGAGUUCAGGCCCAGAGCAAUGGCCUCGUGACCUACACGAGCUCGUCAAGCUCCGCGACUGGUGUGCGCUGGCACGCCAAUCGCAUCUCUGUACGUGUCAUGUCGUCUGUGGUGGAGUACUUAUCCGUUUACUCGACGCUGCAAAGCACAGUGCAGUCCGGUUCAUUUGGACAGGUUGUUGCGAGCGAGUAUACUCGGCUGGAGACGACCACGAGCGUCUCCACGGAGACGUACAUCAGUGUCGCGAGGGCAGCAUCGAGCCCGAAUAUCACCGUUCGGGUCACGCCUACCAAGAACAUUACCUCCCUGGACUUUUUGGGUAGACCAUCGGAGCUUCCUCCUCUGUACUCGUUGGCACAGCCAAGUCGCCUAUUCGACUUGAAUGGAACACUUUGCGUCAGCUCGUGCCGACCGGCGGGCAUAACGGCGGAGAACGCGACGACCGCAACCUGCUGUAACGGUAAUGGUGCCUGCAUCAAUGGCGUUUGCUACUGUGUGCCGGGCUUUUCGGGUCUGCUCUGCGAAGCAUCGCCAACGCCGGCAGCAUCCCCGGUUCCGGGGCCGGCGAACCUGGCCGCUUUCCCGUCACCACCAGCAGGCAAAGCAGCGAUCAAUGUGGCCUUCCAGAUGGAGGGCGUCUCCGUGGAGGACUUUACAAACGCCACCCGAAACGCUCUCUUCCGUGAUCGCUUCGUAUCGGCUGUGCGCAACAUCACAGGUAUCCAGGACGUGAAUGUCACGCAAGCGGCAAGUGCGAAUGGAACGAUCCCAUACGCAUUACGUGUUCCGCUUAAUGUGACAACCACCGGUGCUGUUCAGCUACUGACACUGCCAAACAACACGAAACCUGUUGAGAACCUCAUGAGUGUCUUAUUCGUCUUUGGGAUGGUUAGGUCUGUAUUUCCACCGAACGGUACGGUGACGGCAGUAUCCGUGCAACAGCUCGUGAACACUACCAGCACCAGCACCAGCGCAUAA